CAACUCGGUACAGUGCCAGUGUUGACAGUAACAAGAAGAAUAGCCUGCUGAAUAUCAUGUCUCAUACCACAUUUCCCUCCGACAUUCCAGUCCCCACCGACGAUGGAGCUUGCGACCAUCUCAAAGGCAUGAAGAUGCCACCAUUAUCCCUUCCAGCUACGAACGACUCGCUGGUCAAGAUAUCCUCACUCCAGGGACUUGUAGUCAUCUUUUGCUAUCCUCGGACCGGCGCUCCAAACGAAACAAUUCCAGAUUCUUGGAACUCAAUCCCCGGAGCUAGAGGAUGCACUCCGCAAGCAUGUUCAUUCCGGGACUUAUCCAGACAGUUCCUGACCGCAGGAGUCAAUAAAAUCUUCGGUCUCAGCACUCAAGAUACUUCUUAUCAGCAAGAAGUCAAGACGAGACUGAAUCUACCGUUUGAGCUGCUCAGCGAUGAGAAGCUGGACUUCGUAGAAGCCCUGAAAUUGCCGACCAUCGAUUGGGAAGGCAAGAGCCUUAUCAAGAGGAUCACGCUUGCAAUUGCUGAUGGGAAGAUUGUGAAGAUUUGGUACCCAGUCUUCCCGCCAGACCAAUCUGCCCAGCAUGUGUUGGACUGGUUGGCGGAAGAACAAACCAAUGAACAGAAAUUUGUUGGAAACAGACGUAUGUCGGUCACAUGAGAUAUCUGUAUGAUUCAAAAUCUCAUAUUCUUAUUCAACACG
This is a messenger RNA of Aureobasidium pullulans EXF-150, 701 nucleotides long. RefSeq names its product thioredoxin-like protein. The coding region runs from base 57 to 659 and encodes 200 amino acids. NCBI's taxonomy places the organism in Eukaryota, Fungi, Ascomycota, Dothideomycetes, Dothideales, Saccotheciaceae. Gene Ontology annotation, biological process: cellular response to oxidative stress; cell redox homeostasis. Gene Ontology annotation, cellular component: cytoplasm. The transcript has 2 exons. Gene Ontology annotation, molecular function: thioredoxin peroxidase activity. The record is from RefSeq and is a predicted model, not a curated record.